AUGUUUUAAUAGAACAAUGGUCAAGAUAAUUAAGAACCUAAUCCAUAACAAUAAUAAAAUAAUUCUUAAGAUGCAGAAUAGAUUCAAAAUGAAAAUCAGGAUAUAUAGCACAACUAAAAUUAACAAUAAAAUUAUUUUUGGCGUAAUGUACCAUAUUCAGAGUUUUAACUAUCUUAAAAAAACCAAAUAAAAGGUCUAAUUAGUGUUAUUGAAGAAACUCCAAAUGAUAGAUUCAUUCAUAGAUAAUUUUUAGAAAAAACUUGCAAUAAAUUCUAAUAAAAAUUUUUAGAUGAUUAUGAAGAUGUUAGAACUUUUGAAUAAUUACAUUAAAUAAUUUAGAAAAAUUAUAAUAAUAGAAAAUAAUUAUAUGAGUCUUAAUUAGAUGCAAUCCCAAACCUCAUUCAUGACUGGGAUGAUAAAGUAAAGAGUUCGAAAUUAUAUUAAAUAAUGAAAAUAGUAAAAAGUCCAAAUAGAAGUUUAUAUAUAUCAAAAGACAUAAGUAAAGAAGUCUAUUUUGAUGAAAUAAAAUAGAAUUUAAAUUCUAAAGAAUUAGAAUAGUUAAAUAACUUAAAUGAUUCAUAAGAAACUCUAAAAUGGUUAGGUAUUUUCAAUAAUUUCAAAGUUAAACCUAUUUAGGUUUUGAAUUAGCAAAUGAAUAUAGCAAAAUAGCACGAAUUUAAAAAUGACGAGAAUGUAAAUUUUAUUUAAUUAUUAUAAUAGUAAGUUUUCUUUGAAAUUUAUAAAAUAUUUGCAUUUCCUUAUUUGUACUUUAAUUAAUGUUUUAAAUAUGAUAUUGAAGCUUAAAGUGUGCAUUUUUAAAUACCAAGGAAUAUAAAUAUUGAGAUUAAAUCUAAUGAAAGAGAAUAAAUUCCUCUUUUGAAUGAAGAUUCAUUAAUGAGCACUAUUCCAUCUUAUAUAUUUUAGAGCAAUAUACUAUCAUUUUUAGGUAUUAUAGAUAUAUUCAAAUUGAGAAUAGUUUGUAGAUAUUUUAAAACAAUGUAAUAUGAUUGUAAUUGAUUAAUAGGGUUGAAAAAUAUUGGUAUAUUCCUUAUAAGAAAGAAAUUAUAGAGUAUGAAAUAGCAAAAGAUUUAGCUCACUAAUAUGAAACUUUAAAGAAUUUUUAGAUUGCAGCAGGAACACUUAAAUAGAAAUUACGAACUUGUAUUGAUAUGAUAAUGAACUUUAUAAAUUGGGAUGAUUUACAUCAAUAAAUAGAAGCUGGUUUAAAUGAUAUUGAGAUUUAUAGACCACUUAUUAUGAUGCUUAGAUUAUUUAAUAAAUAAUAAACGAUUUGUCAUAGUUUUGAAAUUAAUGGUUAAUUUAGUAUUACAGAAUUAGCCAAAGACAUUAAAUAAUAAAUACUUGAUUACUUAAAUUUGUAAUUUCUACCUUUAAGUUAUAAAUAAAUGAAACAACUUUAAUAAUCAGCAUUAUCAGCACCUGAAUUUAAUAUUGUAGGUUUAAUUCAUCCUGAAGUAAACUUAAAUUAAUUACUUACAUUUUUACUUUAAGCUUUAUAUUUUCAUGGUUGGAUGGUAUAAACAAUAACAAUUUAAGAUGAAAUAUUAAAAAAAAGAAAAAAGUAUAAAUUUUAUUUAUAAAAAAAGGGAACUAUAAAUUAUUGAUUAAAAAUAAAUUUAUAAUUAGAACUUCUUAAAAUUAGCUUAUAAAUAUAUUUACAAUAUGAAUGAAUUUUAACCUAGUAAAGACACUGAAGAACAAAUUUAAAUAAUGAUAAAAUUAGUAUUAUUAUCUUAUAUUAUAAAUAGAGUUAAAUAUCUUAAGAGGCUUUAAAACACUUAAAUUUCAGUCCUAAUAGAAAUUAUUUAAAUAAUCCUUUAGGUGUUAUAUAAUUAAAUAAUGAUAUUACUAAAAUACAUUUAGAUAUCUUUUUUUAAAUUGAACUAUUAACAUAUGUUUGUUCUCGUCAAAAAUUUUAUCUAGAUGAUCUUGAAGAUGAAAAUCAAGAUAUAUAAUUUACUUAAGAAAAUAAUAAUAAUACUAAUAAUUCAGAGGAGCCUAAUUCUCAUAAUUAAGAAAGAGUUGAAGAAGACAAGGAGUAAAAUUAUUAAGAGGAGGAAAAGUCUAUGAAAUAAAAUGAUCCAUAACCAGAUUGA
Messenger RNA from Paramecium pentaurelia, 2117 nucleotides. The record is from the annotation of a GenBank genome assembly. Lineage: Eukaryota; Ciliophora; Oligohymenophorea; Peniculida; Parameciidae.